ACCGGUGCGGCUCUCAGGUGAUGAAACAAACCCUCCCACCGGACUCCAGCGGACCAUCUUCACACGCAGGUAGCUUCGUCACCUGGAUCUGACUUCACUGUGUAGACUGAGACGAACCGAAGCUACUUCAGGAACUUUGAAGUGAAUGGACGACUGCAGCAGCAGCCAGGAUGAUCCCAGUGGGUGAAUUCAGAAACCUCGGCACGGAGCAGAACUCGAAGCUUCGGGUCCUGAAACCGUGGUGGGAUGUUUUCUCAGAAUACCUGUGCAUCGCUAUGCUCAUGCUCGGAGUCUUUGGGUGCACCUUGCAGCUCACCCAGGACAAGAUUGCGUGUCUUCCCAGCCCCUUCACCAGCCCAACACCUGAGGCCAUCGACUGCAGCUACAUCCGGACCUACAGGGAAAACGUGACGGCGCAGUACACGCUGGUCACCCCCGGGAACCCCAUCAUCCAGGAGGUUUUCGGCCGCAAGAACAACCUAGACAUUCACCAAUACGUGUUUGUCAACCAUUAUUGCUACGAGAGGUUUGUCCACUGGUUUGCCAAGUACUUCCCCUACCUGGUUGUGAUCCACACUAUGAUCUUCAUGGUGGCAAGCAGCUUCUGGUUCAAGUUCCCUGGCACAUCUUCUAAAAUUGACCUCUUUGUCACCAUUCUUGGCAAAUGCUUUGACUCACCCUGGACCACGAGGGCCCUGAGUGAAGUUUCUGAGGAGAGAGGAGAGGAGAAACUGGUUAGCUGGAGGAGGAACACCAUGUCGAAAGAUUCCACAGAACAACGACCAGACGAAGAGGAGGCCGGUGGGCUUCUUAUGCGCUCCUCCUCUGUCAAGUCUAAUCCAGAAAAGAAGAGUCCAGAACCUCAGUCUUCCCCCUCUUUGUUAGAUAAGAAGGAAGGAGAGCAGGCCAAAGCUCUUUUUGAAAAGGUGAAGAAGCUUCGGACUCAUGUAGAGGAGGCGGACAUCUUGUAUCACAUGUAUGUGCUACAGACAUCACUGAAAGUCUUUAAGUUCCUUUUAAUCAUCGUUUACACUGCAGUGUUGGUACCCAACAUUCAGAUAGUUGUGCGCUGUUAUGUCCCUCCUGAGCUGACUGGCUUUGACAUCUAUUGCUGCAACCACAACAAGGCCCAUCUCUUCUCUAAACUUGCCUACUGCUACAUCUGCUUUGUGGGAGUGUACGGUAUUCUGUGCAUCUACACGCUCUACUGGCUCUUCCACCGGCCUCUAAAGGAGUACUCCUUUGACCAGGUCAGACUGGAGACAGGCAUUAAUGACAUACCAGAUGUGAAGAAUGACUUUGCCUUCCUCCUGCAUCUUGUGGACCAAUAUGAUGCUCUUUACUCUAAAAGAUUUGCUGUUUUUCUGUCUGAAGUCAGUGAGAGUCGCCUCCAUCAGCUUAACCUCAACUAUGAGUGGACCGACAAAAAACUGCGCACCCGUCUUACCAAGAACUCCAGCAACCGUCUGGAGCUCCACCUGUUGAUGCUGCCAGGGCUUCCUGACACAGUCUUUGAGCUAACUGAAAUGGAAUCGCUCAAACUGGAGCAGGUUAACAAUGUCACCAUCCCGCAUAGUGUGGCAAAGCUGGACUCUCUCCAGGAGUUGUCGCUGAUCUACUCCCCUGCAAAGCUCCAGCUGCCUGCCCUGAACCACCUCAAGGAACAUUUAAAGGUCCUGCGUCUAGCUUUUGAAAGUUUAGAGGAGGUGCCUGUGUGGAUGUACAUCUUACAUGGCCUGGAGGAGCUGCACCUGAGCGGUCCUUUAACCAAUGACGUGUACAAAAGUGUCACCUUGGACUCCCUUCGAGAGCUGAGAUCUUUAAGAGUCCUCACCCUCCGCUCCAACCUUGCCAAGAUCCCACCCGGUGUAGGGGAUGUUGCGAUGCAGCUGCAGCGACUGUGCAUCCACAAUGAAAGUGUCAAGCUCCAAGCUUUUAGCAGCCUGAAGAAGUUGACCAACCUAGUUUCACUGGAGUUAGUGGGCUGCGAGUUGGAGCGCAUCCCAAGCGCUGUUUUCAGCCUGAACAACCUGCAGGAGUUGGACCUGAAGGAGAACAAACUGAGCACUGUGGAGGAAAUCCUGAGCUUACAGCACUGCCAGCGUUUGGUAACGCUCCGACUGUGGCACAAUAAAAUCGCUUACAUCCCUGAUCAUAUCAGCAAGCUGCACACUCUGGAGACACUGGACAUCAGCUGGAACAAGCUACGAAAGCUUCCCUCUCGGCUGUUCUACUGCACUAAACUCAGGCACCUCGACAUCUCUCACAAUCAGCUCACCUCUCUGCCUCCUGAAGUCAGCAUCCUGCAGGGCCUUCAGUUCUUCUCUGCAGCUUUCAACUCCUUAGAGACACUGCCAGAGGAGCUGUUUUCCUGUAAAAGGCUAAAAACACUGGUUCUUGGUAACAACUGCCUGUCAUACCUUAGCUCUAGAGUGUCAAACCUGGCCCAGCUGGUUCGACUGGAUAUUAAAGGAAACCGUCUGGAGUCUCUACCUCUGGAGAUCGUGGAUUGUCCCCUGCUGCGUCACAGUGGGUUGAUAGUGGAGGACAACCUGCUUGAUCUGCUGCCAGCAGAUGUACGAAACAAGUUGACUCAAAGCUGAGUUUGUAGAGCUUAGGCUUGUGAGAGACUCUUCUUUUCUCAUUGUGGCAUGGAGGCCGAUGGUGUUCUGGCUUGCCCAGAGAAAACAGACUAUUUACAAAAUACUAACACAUGCAUAUUGGUGGAAUUUUUACAUGAAACAGAUCAAAAAGGUAAAGCAUAACCAUUAUCAUGAAAUGUAUGUUCAAAUCUGUCAAUAAAAGGACAAUCAAGUAGGACAUUUUUUAUGCAUUUUGCUAAAAAUACCUUUUUUAACUAAUAUUUUACUAAGUAGGUGUCCUGUAAAUACAUUAUAUUUUUUACAAAACUGUGUUUUCAUGUAGCUGGUUUUACUGGUGUAGAUCACACAGUAAAGUAAAGCUUACUUUAGAGUCAGGUUACUAGUAUGUGUGGGUGAAACAAAGGCUUGGCUCUAAACAGAGUGAGCAAGCCUUGACCUUCAAAUGUUCUGGUUGAACAUUUUCACUUAGACUUGUAUUUUGUUUGUUUUGCUCUGUAUGUUGGACAGGUUUAUGCAGCACGAAGAAGUGUUUCCUACCAUGUGGUGACUCAUGUUGUACCCUUUUGAGAAAGAAAACCUCUCAGUAGUUAAAUGAAAGGUGCUCAUCCCUCUGUUUACAUAUUCAGUCGAAUGGAGGAAAGAAUGAAUUCAUGCAUGACGUUAUGAAUCCGACUCAGUGUGAUAUUCAUUUAGAGCAAGAAGGAAGAUAAGACUACUGUUUUUAAGAUGCCUUUUGGAUGAGUAAAAUCUUUUUUUCAAAACUUCAACAAAUUUGAGACUCCCUAAAAUGUACCUUCUGUGUCUUUGUUUUAUUUUUUACUCACUAGUCAGCACAAUUGAACUAUAAAAUAAAAUUUACUAUAAAAUAUGGAAGAAACUGAGUAGCUUCCAGAUGAUUAAAGGAGUAAGACACUACUUUAUCUAAAAUAUUCAACUAAUUUUAUGUUAUUUUAUUGCACAGUAUUUCUCUGUUGAUAUAAAAGAUUGAUGCGAAUGAAAAGACAGAAACAAACUGAAACAAAGCAAUAAAUUGACUUCAGUUUACUGCUGGCUUUCCCAUUGCUAAACUGGAGGUCAUUGUAGUUAUUGGGUUUAGUAUAGCAAGUGUUGCAAUGCUUUGAAUUGGAAACAUUUUACUUGCAAAUUUUUUGCGUUCCUCUUUUACAGACAAAUGCAUGCUUGUUCUCUGCAUUCUUUCCUUCUUUCCUCCUUCUUGCUCAUUGUACCAGUAUCUAAAAAACUCAGACACGCGUAACAGCCCGUUCUCCUCAGCCAGAACUGCAGUACAGUCAUGUUCUGACUUGCAUGGCUCUAAAAAGGGAUUCUGUCAGUCAGUGUACGGACAUACCUCUGUGAUACUCAGGCUUACACUGGCCUGUACAAACGUCAAAGAAAACCUUGUGUUUUCUUUGCUUUUAUAUUUCAUAUCUGAGGAAAAUUAAGAGCUUGUAAAAAAAAAAACUAAAAAACAACUGAAACAAAGAAGCUGCACAGUAGGACCUGAAUGUCUUAAUACUUCGUAAAUCAUUCCCCCAUUUCUUUUCCUCUCACUUAAAGUAGCAGCCAAGUGUGUCAUCAGUAUUAACCAAAGCAAGAAUGUUGCUUUAAGUUGGCCGACUGAAGGUGUGAAAGAGUGUGAUGCUGCUACCAUGUGCCAUCAGACCUGGUUGCAAGAUUUACAUUUGGAACGCUGGAUUAUUUAGUGUCUUAAAGCAACAGAAGUUCUAAUUAUUACAAAGUUAAACAGGUCAAGAUUCAGUUCCUGCAGGCUGUGAAUCUGUGAAGUCUGAUAAAGUGAGUUGAAUUUAAUUUAAUAAAGCCUAACAGAGCA
This is a messenger RNA of Amphiprion ocellaris (clown anemonefish), 4434 nucleotides long. Its product is annotated as volume-regulated anion channel subunit LRRC8C. The record is from RefSeq and is a predicted model, not a curated record. The coding region runs from base 171 to 2603 and encodes 810 amino acids. Gene Ontology annotation, molecular function: protein binding. The transcript is spliced from 3 exons. NCBI's taxonomy places the organism in Eukaryota, Metazoa, Chordata, Actinopteri, Pomacentridae.